Leguminivora glycinivorella is the source of this 3831-nucleotide messenger RNA. Its product is annotated as dentin sialophosphoprotein-like. The record is from RefSeq and is a predicted model, not a curated record. Bases 111 to 3566 code for a protein of 1151 amino acids. NCBI's taxonomy places the organism in Eukaryota, Metazoa, Arthropoda, Insecta, Lepidoptera, Tortricidae. The transcript is spliced from 5 exons.
UCGUGAGCACGUUUUUUUAGACGACUUUUGAAGAUGUAUAUAAACCAAAUGUGGUGGGUUUGGAGGCAUCAGUAUCAGGGAUUCGCUCAUCGGAGCUGGUUCGGGACAAAAUGAAUUUGUUAAUAAUAGCCACGUUGGCUGCAGUCUGCAGUGCAGCCAAGCUCGACCGCACGUACCUCCCUCCUGCAUCAGCCAGGACCGCUGGUGGCAGUGAAGCGUCUCUGCAGACCCCUAACGCCUUCAGCCAGAAUGCAGCUCCUAAAGGAAGCUAUACCAAUGACUUCCAAGGAGUGGUAGUUGACGCUGCCCUUGCAGGAACCAGAGGUGCCUCAGGCUCCGAAGAAUCCGGACUUGGCGCUUCCCGCGACUCCUACGGAUCCACCGCCUCUAAAGUAGGCGAGGCUGCCUUCAGAGGUGCCCAGGCCGGCUUCAGAUUCCCUCAAGGCUUCGGUCCCAACUCCGCAUUCGCCCCUCAAAGACAAGAAACCGAUUUUGAAGCAAGGGAAUCUGAAGGUGUAGAACUUUCUGGAGAACCUCAGUUUGAAGAUUCAAGGCCAGAGCGUCCGCAGGCUGCUCAGGAACGCGCUGCCAACACUUUGAGGUUUGACAGCGAAGUUGGUGUUGAGAGCUUUAACUACGCCUUCGAAACUGAUAAUGGAAUAUCUGCUGAAGAGACUGGAACAGCAACCAACGGUGUCCAAGCCCAAGGCGGUUACUCCUACACCGGAGACGACGGGAAAGUCUACACGGUGACGUACACGGCCGACGAGGGCGGUUACCAACCUCGUGGUGACCAUUUGCCCACCCCACCACCCAUUCCUGAGGAGAUCCUCAAGUCUCUCGAGCAGAACGCGAGAGAUGAAGCCAACGGUGUAGUUGAUGAUGGCAUGUACGAUGCUCAGAAGUACAAUGCGGGCGGCGAUUACGCGGAAAGUGACAGCGCUAAUGGGAGGCAGAAUGGCGGCCCAUCAGCCGGUGCUGGGAACACCGACGUCGAUGCAAGCGGCUCGUUCAUUAAUCAGAAACAUCAGCCUUUCAACCCCAACAGACACGGUGACAAUGACAACACAGUGAACCAGUUCGCAAGUCAAAACAAUGCUAACAGAUUUGGUUCGAGGAACGAGUAUUUGCCUCCGUUCCAACAGACGCAAAACCAAAGGCAACAGAGUAACAGGGAUACUUCAGAUGCUGAUUCAUCCUCGACCUUCCAACACGAAUCAACUGAGGGUUCUGGAAAUGUACAAUCCCAAUCGCAACAGAACCGACCCACCUCUCAAUCUUUCGCCUCAAGACCCACUUCCAACCAAUUCAACAGCUUCAAACAGAGCACCAAUGGAAAUCAGGUCAACCAAAAUGGAAACCGAUCUCCUAUGAAUAGGCAACAGUUCGGAUCUGCGGCAAAUACUGGCUCUCAAGACGGACGUAAACAGUUUUCGGCCCAUGCUUCACCCACUUUCAACUCUCAACAUGCAACUUCUGUUCCUGAUACGGAACUGACUACGCCAUUUGAAACAAACCCUCAAGAUGCUCAGUCAGCUCAAUCUUCAGCGCCGUCUACCAACUCAUUAGGUUUCCAUAACCAGCCUAGUCAUAAUGGACAGUCGCACUUUGCGUCACAAAACUCACAUUUUGAGACUUCCCAGGCCCCUGCUCAACCGACCAUACCAUCUUUCCCUCAGUCUAAACCUCAAAACUCUAACAACCGUCCAGUAAGCGGCAACAGGAAUACUCAAUCAGGAUUCUCCACCCAAGCACCCCGUCAGCAGGAACAGUUCUCACAACAGUCUGCUUUUGGUGGUAAACGCCCUCAAUUUUCUCAAAACCAAUUCUCCCAAACCUCUGAUAGCCAAUUCUCCCCCAGUACUCCAAGACCUCAAUUCGCUCAACAGGCUACCGGUCAAGAUGAUUCUUAUUACUACAAUCAGCCUACUAGAACUUUUAAUGCGCCCCAGUCUCCCUCAAGGUUUUCAAACGCGCCGGCUAAUCAGUUUGAUAGAGUGACCCAACGCCCAUCAUCUUCCCAAACUCCCCAAGAAGAAGAAGAGAACUAUCCCUCAACAGCUAUCUCCUCUCAAAACGGCCAGCGUCAAGGACAAGCUCCAUUUAGACGUCCUUCCUUCCCCACUCAAUCAACACCAUCGGACAGCCAGUUCCAGAGUAACUCUAUUUCAUCAGCUACUAAUGGAAUCACUCAAGCAUCAGCUUCCCCGUUCCCCGCUCCCACGUCUGCUCCUAGUUCCAACGGUCAGCAUUCGAGCCACUCGAGACAACAGUUCCAACACUCAACCUUCCAAUCGAGCCGUCCUUCUUCACCUCAACCCAGCAAGCCUUCUUUCAGUGCCCAAUCCACAUCUCGAUCGCAGUCCAGCGGAGAUCUGUCAAGCCAAUUUGAAAAACAAAACUUUGAAUCAGCUAAGCCUUUGAGCCAGCAGCCACUGCAAGAAGUGAAAGAAAUCAAGCUCGAUGACGACACCAAACCAGAAGCACCUGUAACGAACCUUCAGUACAAUGGAGAAGUUUACGAAUAUACCAAACCAGCGGAGAUGCUGCCGCCUCCAGAAAAUGGCUUCGGACAGUUUGGAACUAAAAUACCAAGCGCUCAGAAACCGACUGAUUCUCAACCUCAAAUUGGACAGUCUGAUUCAGCUCAAGCUACUUCGCAGCGUCAGUUUGGACAGUCUACCAAUUCAGCUCAAGCUACCGCUCAAACUUUCGCUCCCCAAUCUACUCAGUUCACCCAAAGCGCUAAGACUCAACAAGGUAAUCAAUUUGGAUCUCGACCUCAAUUUGGACAGGCCACCGCUUCAGCUCAAGCAUCAUCUAAGCCAUUUGCGCCUCAACCUACUCAGUUCAGUCAAAGUGCUCAAGGCUCUCGCCAAUUUGGAUCCCGGCCUCAGUUUGGACAGUCUGUGACUUCGUCUCAACAGGCAUCUGAAUCUUUCGCUCCUCAACCUACUAAGUUCAGUCAAAGCGCCAAGACUUCCCAAGGCAGCCAAUCUGGAUCCCGACCUCAAUUCGGACAGUCUACCACUGCUUCCCAACAGGCUACAUCUGAGUCAUUUGCUCCUCAACCUACCCAAUUCAGUCAGAGUGCUAAAACCCAGCAAAACACUUUCGGAUCUCGUCCCCAAUUUGGUGCAUCAUCUCACUCUCAGUCCCAACAAUCCUCUUUCGGUUCAAAGCCUCAAUUUGGUCAAGCUACCCAAGGUGAUCAAUUUAGCGCUCAAACUCAGGAAUCCACUGAUGAGUUCGAUGCUAAACCAGCCCAGCAGUUCAACGCGCAAAGUCAAACUGAACAGCAUAGCAACCAAUUCCAGCGCAGACCAUCUCAAGGAAGCAUUGCUGCUGAGACUCCCAAGCCUUUCAGUCAGGGAAGCCCAUGCUGUAACGGAGCGUUCGGUCAGCAGCCAAGCUUCGGCAAGCCUAGUCAAGAUAGCUCGAUCGCUUCGUCUUUCCAGAGUUCCUCCUUCAAACCAGCUCAGACUUCGUCUGUCGCUGGUAAGGGAGAAGUUUUCGGAGGACCUAGAGCGCCACCUAGCUUUGACGAUACGGGAUACCAUUAUUAAGUUAGAAUAAGUGCCAUAGAACUAUACGCUCCAGUUUCAUGCCGUUCGGAUUUUUAAUUCAAAUGAUAAAGUAAGGAGAAUAUUAACUCAACGGCGUUGAAACUAAAACUGGAGUAUUAAUUGUGAUACAAUAGGAUGGAGGUCGAAUGUCAGUAAUGUAAAUGAGAUUAAGUUAUAUCGUAGAUAUAAUAUAGUGAUAGCCAUCCGCGCUUCUGCUGUAUAUUAUGAACCUGAAAUAUGCUCUCUAAUAAAUUAUUUCUGUAAA